CGCCGGUCAAGUCCUCGGAGGUCAGCCAUGUAACCACCCGUCGGGCGGCCGCGGCGGCCCGCACGGAGAGUCUGGACGAGACGGGGAUGUCUCUGAAUGAUGACACUCAGACAGCGGAGGAACAGAGCAUCGAGGAGAGGGUACUUCCGGCGACUGGCGGCGUCCAGCCAGCUCUCGCUAAACGAAGCCGUCCAGAGCAUGAUGAGCGAGCUUCGCCAAUUUAGGGAAGAAAUGCGGGACGAAGUGAAAACCAGGCGAGCCGAGAUCAAGUCUCUCAGGGACGGCUUGCUGCAGUUGUCAGAGAGGGUGGACAGCUGGACUCACGUCGUCAGCCUGGACGAGCGAAUGAAGGCGCUGGAGCUCAAGGCCAACCAGGGCGACGAGGCCAAUACGGCGUCGGUCGCGGAGCUGGAGCGGACGGUCGCGGGACUCAGGCUCGAGCUGAACGACCGGGAGCGGGAGCGCAGUGUUUUGUGUUCUGUUGUUGUGUUGUAUGGUAUUUAAUAAAAAAUGGAUGAAGGAUUCGAAAAAGGACAAUCCGAUAACCUACCGAGAGUGGACGGACUCAUGAUUGCUCAAUAUUUAGCGACAAACAGCGAUUUCUUUGCCGUCGAAAUGCGAGGCGUAAAAAUGCACAGAUCGGCAAGAGAGAGCUAUGGCGAUGACGCUAUUGUUUAAGUACAGACGACAGCACAUCAGGCUAUACAUUUUCGUAGCAAAGUCGCCCUUAUCGCAACUAGGUAAGAUACCAGUGUUUACGUUAACGUGCUGUCGACUGUACAAGUUAAACGAGAAGGUGAUGUGUGUACGGUCAAAUGUAGAAUCACACCGGAACACACCGUACGUACCAAACCAUACCACUGUAGUUUAGAAUGCAAUGAAAAGGAUCAAGAAGUUUUAAAUGUAUCCUGCGAAGAUUGUACCGCCAGCAGUGGUGGAUGUAAGCAUACCAUUGCAUUUUUAAUGUGGCUACAUCGUCGAAGCGAAGAGCCUUCAACAACUGCUACCAAAUGUUACUGUUAUGUGCACGCGACUGAUAUUCAUUGGAACGGGAGAAAGAGACAUAGAGAGAGAGAGAGAGACAGUCAGUGUCACGUCGCGUCGCUACGUGCGCACACCUCCAUACAUCUCUUGUUUUCAAUUUUGUAACUUUUUAGUAUUUUUAUGACGCAGGAUUUAUAUUAUAUCAAAGCCCUUAUCAAUACGAUUCAAAUGAACCCAAACUUGAUGCGACCUUCCAGCUCCAUCAUCAGACCCUGAUUACUAUAUAAAAAUGAAGUACUCGUCAAUACAAAACGAACGAGCCCAAACUCGAUGGAGUUAAGUCGUUUUAUUAUGGAGUUCCUGUGGCCACCUUCCAGCUCCAUCAUCAGAUCAGCUCCAUGUCAUCAUAAUAUUGCAUGGUCAUCCAAAUUACAUGUGUAUGCGAAAUUUCAUCUCAAUCGGUUGUCCGGAAGUGGGUCUAAUUCAGCUUGCAAGAUUCCACGGUUCCUUCCACCUAUACAAGUUUGAGCCAGUCACUAUAUUAUGACGUCACACGCAUAAAAUGGCGGGCCAGGCGCCGCCCGCACCUUUAAAAUUCAAUAUCUUGGAAACUAAUAGGCUAUUUGACAAAUUUUGAAAAUCGUUUUAAAUGAUUCUAUGAUAUACUAUAAGCACACUCCAUUAAUAUUUCUGGCAGAUUUACUGUAUUAUUAGUAAAAAACGGUGUAAAAGUUUAAAUUAUCAAAACCGCGCCAAAAACGAUGUUUCUGACUCGUGUGACGUCACACACCAGUAAACAAAUUUCUAACCUCUAAAAAGAUACGUCAGUGGGAAUAACACUGAAGAGAAUUUUAUUAAUUUCCUUCAAAUUUAAUGGUUAAAAUGGUUUAUAAAUGGUGUGUAGUGCCGCAUUGUACAAAUACGUCUAUAAAGGAUCCAAACAAAGUAUUUGUUUCUGUACCAACGAAUCCCAAGAGACGGAAAAUGUGGUUACAAUUAGCUAGAAGAGACCCAAAUUGCAUGUUAACGCAUACAAAUGUGUUUAUGUGUGAAGAUCACUUUAAUAUGGAAACUGACACCAAGAACUAUAACAUGUAUAAAAUGGGCUUUAGUCAAAAGAUACUUUUAGCAGAUGAAGCCGUGCCAACUAAAUUUGAUUGCCAAGAGGAUCGCAAAAGACGGCUGUCCAGUGAAGGAUCUUCUCGAAAAGUAUUCCUUAAAAGGCAAAGAACUGAUCUUAUUACAGAAUGUCUUCAAAAUCAAAGUGUUACUGAAACUGAAAGAUUACAAAAAGAUGAAGUUAUGACACAAAUGAUUGAACCUGAAGAAUUACCAAGAACUCAAGACAAAGAAAGUAUCACCAAUCCUAUUAUAACUCUAGAAAAAUCUGUUCAAGUAUCAACUAAAGUGAUAAGGCAUUAUAGGAGCAAAGCUGUUCAAACAAUAUGUCAGAAUAAAAGUAUUUCCACCUCCCCAUUUAAAGUUUCUACAACAUCUCGUUUCACCUCGCCUUUUAAGCCUGAAUCAUGUCGUCUUCAAGUAUCACAAUCAGGAGCUGUUAAAGUAUUUAAAAGAAAUAUUGGCCUUGAAGAUGAAAAAUCUGAUAGUGAUAUUUCUUUGUUUGAAAGUGGUCAUUCAUCUCCUUUUAUACCUACAUCAUCAUCAAAGGUUACUGAUUCCGAUAGUAAUGUGACUGAUACCAAUGAAAAUAUUGAACAAUUACAAUGCCUUAAAAAUACUAUGCGUUUGAUUGAAAAGAAACCUUUGAUGUAUGUUGGUAUAACCAAAGAAUGUUAUUUCCUAAUUCAGUUAAUACAUAAGCACACAAAUAUAAAAGUGGAAAACAUAUUGCUAUGCUUGAAAAAAAUUAGAUUAAACAGUACAUUUUCUGAACUAGAGGAUAAUUUUGGAAUAUCAUUAUCUUAUGCCAGUAAACUAUUUGUAGGAAACAUACCAAUAAUAAGUAGUGUUUUAAGACCAUUCAUUGUAAACUUGGAUAAAAAAAUUAUUUAAAGUAAUCUUCCUAUUGCAUUUAGACACAACUAUCAUAAUGUCAGUUGCAUUAUUGAUUGUCUAGAAAUUGAUAUACAAAAACCAUCUAAGGCUCUUCAUCAAGCACUGACAUGGUCAGAAUACAAAAAGGGGAAUACUGUGAAGUAUUUAAUAUCCUGCACUCCUAAUGGAUUGGUUAAUUAUGUUUCUCAAGGGUUUGGGGGUAGAGCAAGUGAUGUUACGAUAGUAGAAAACUGUAAGUUUCUAAAUGGAUUACAACCAGGAACCUGCAUCUUAGCUGACAGAGGUUUCAAGCAUCUUGAACAAAUGCUUCAUGAGAAGGGUAUGAAACUAUUAAGGCCACCAAGUGUAAGUGCUGGCACAAAGUUAUCGAAAUCUGAAGUUCGACAAACUAAAAUAAUAGCUAGCUUGCGAAUACAUAUCGAAAGGGUAAUAAGACGAGUAAGGGAAUUCCAUAUGCUAAAACAACAUUCAGUGAUUAAAACCAACAUACUUCGUGUGCUUGAUCAUGUUAUUAUUAUU
This is a messenger RNA of Ostrinia nubilalis (European corn borer), 3519 nucleotides long. RefSeq lists its product as uncharacterized. The transcript is spliced from 4 exons. The coding region runs from base 1858 to 2997 and encodes 379 amino acids. Lineage: Eukaryota; Metazoa; Arthropoda; Insecta; Lepidoptera; Crambidae. The record is from RefSeq and is a predicted model, not a curated record.